AUGAAGGAGAACUCGACGUGGGCGUUCCUCGGUUUGCUUUUUGUUGGGCGAUUGACCCUUUCUAGAUACGAAGACCGUCCCUACCUCCCUCUCUCCCUCGCGCUCAGCAAGUGCAACUGCGCGAUCGAAUCGGCCAAACAAGAAGACAUCGCUCUGCACCAAGCCGAAAAAGAUCUUCUUUCUCGCCUGCCCCCAUCGCAGCGCAAAAAAAUCGCUUCGCUUUUACCGAUGGCGCGUCUCUUUGUGGACUAUCGCGAUCAUUUCCGAUACUCUCUGCUUCGCAUUCUCCUCCCCAUCCACCGCGCCAUUCUCCAAGUCGGAAGACAGCUGCAAUCGGGAGGGUGGAUCAAUCAGAUCGGCGACGUGAUGUACCUGCAGCUCGAUGAUUUGUUUUGGUACGAGCAGAGCACGCUCGCCGCUUCCAACUUCCGGUCCAAAGUCAGCGAGGCCAAAGAGCUCCUUCUCCAAGCGGAGCGUAUGGCGUUUCCUCGCGUGAUCGAAGGCCCGGAGUGCGCGAUGAUCACGCUCUCCAAGAAAUCGAUGCGAGGGCUGGAGAACUUACCUCCGAGUGUAAUUCGUGGGAUCCCAACAUCGGCUGGCGUAGCGGAAGGAAUCGCCGUGGUCGCGACCGACUUCCGCAGCACGGUGCUUCAGAAGGGAGAGAUCUUGGUGAUGCGCGCAGCGGAUCCUGGAUGGACGUCUUUGUUUGUGAAUGCAGGCGGCGUGGCGAUCGAAAUCGGCGGUCCGCUGACGCAUGGAAGCGUGAUCGCGAAGGAGUUGGGGAUUCCGUGCGUGUCGGGAGCGACGGGACUGCUGUCCAAGAUCAAGAGCGGGAUGAAGAUUCGUGUGGAUGGCACGCGAGGAAUCGUAGAGAUAUUAUUAUAG
Messenger RNA from Blastocystis hominis, 885 nucleotides. RefSeq lists its product as hypothetical. The record is from RefSeq and is a predicted model, not a curated record. Gene Ontology annotation, biological process: phosphorylation. The coding region runs from base 1 to 885 and encodes 294 amino acids. The transcript has a single exon. Gene Ontology annotation, molecular function: transferase activity, transferring phosphorus-containing groups. Lineage: Eukaryota; Bigyra; Opalinata; Blastocystidae.